Molecule: messenger RNA, 1109 nt
Organism: Cornus florida
Lineage: Eukaryota; Viridiplantae; Streptophyta; Magnoliopsida; Cornales; Cornaceae
Product: soluble inorganic pyrophosphatase 4
Exons: 10
Coding region: 190-843 (217 amino acids)
Biological process (GO): phosphate-containing compound metabolic process
Cellular component (GO): cytoplasm
Molecular function (GO): inorganic diphosphate phosphatase activity; magnesium ion binding
Source: RefSeq, a predicted model, not a curated record
AUCUAAAUUGAUUCCAAAUGCCAAUUCACAGAGAGAAACGUCAAGACUUUUUUCCGCCUUUAAAGGGGAAGCUACUAAAGCAGAGCGGGAACGCGUACACCACCAUAGCUCCAGCCCUUACUUGAGCGCCUCUUCCAGAAGGUCUUCGUUCGGCUUCGUUCAGAGCUUCGAUCGUUUGAGCUUGCAAUCAUGACUCCACCUAUUGAGACUACAGAAAAGAAGGUUUCCGACUCUCAUCACUCUUCACAUCCACCUCUUAAUGAAAGAAUUAUUUCAUCAAUGACCAGGAGAUCAGUUGCAGCACAUCCUUGGCAUGAUCUUGAGAUAGGACCUGGAGCCCCGACAGUGUUCAACUGUGUGGUUGAAAUUGCUAAGGGCAGUAAAGUGAAGUAUGAACUUGACAAAAAAACUGGACUGAUCAAGGUUGAUCGUGUACUUUACUCAUCAGUUGUGUACCCUCAUAACUAUGGAUUCAUCCCUCGUACUCUUUGUGAGGACAGUGACCCCCUGGAUGUCUUGAUUAUCAUGCAGGAACCGGUUCUUCCAGGAUGCUUUCUUAGGGCUAAAGCAAUCGGCCUCAUGCCCAUGAUUGAUCAGGGUGAAAAAGAUGACAAGAUAAUUGCUGUCUGUGCUGAUGAUCCCGAGUAUCGACACUACAAUGAUAUUAAGGAACUCCCUCCACAUCGCUUGGCUGAGAUCCACCGCUUCUUUGAAGACUACAAGAAAAAUGAGAACAAGGAAGUUGUAGUGAAUGAUUUUUUGCCAUCCACAGAGGCCUAUGAAGUAAUCCAGCAUUCCAUGAAUCUCUACGCAGACUACAUUGUGGAGAGCUUGAGGCGGUAGUUUGUGUGCCAAUCGCGCCACACAAUUUGGAUGGACUUUUGCGAUCAGUUGAAUAUUGUGGAGUUGCUGUAUUACAAGUCUUUUUCAUUUAUCUUACUGCAUUUGCACACAUUGGGUCUUCUACUGAUGCGUGCUUGUAGUACAUUUUCCGUCGAAUUGUUUCUUAUAUGGUUGAUGAUGGCGAAAAGAACUCUGCAUGUAAGGAGCUUAUAGCACUCAUGCUUAUAUUACAUGUUCUAAUGAAUUGUUAUAUUUUUCCUCCCUUA